Hypoxylon trugodes is the source of this 1182-nucleotide messenger RNA. RefSeq lists its product as uncharacterized. NCBI's taxonomy places the organism in Eukaryota, Fungi, Ascomycota, Sordariomycetes, Xylariales, Hypoxylaceae. The record is from RefSeq and is a predicted model, not a curated record. The coding region runs from base 1 to 1182 and encodes 393 amino acids. The transcript is spliced from 3 exons.
AUGGAAAUUAUGGGAGCAGCUGUCACUGUAGCUAAACUCCUAGGCUUGUCCAUUAAGGCGAGUAAGGCCGCGAAGGGUUUAAUUCAAUCUGUUAUUCAUGCGCCGGCGGAGCUCGUCGGGUUGGCAGCAAAGCUUGAUCGUAUUCAUUCUUGUAUUAAUCUGCUCCAAAAUAUCAUCCAGGAACUUAGUAUAUCUGAUUCCAAGAUCUUCUCACCCCCGAAUAUUCGAAAGCUUCGCUCUAUUGGCUUCUCGGACUGGAAGGUCGACUCACCUUCCGAUCAUCUGCUAUAUGGGGCUUCUGGCGCGUCUGCCUUGGAAGAAGCGCUCUUUGCGCUUGAAGUUUUUGGCUUAAGCCCAAAUUUAGAGAGCUAUGGAGGCAGGACCCCUAUAGGUAUCGCGGCAUUGAAUUGCUGGCUCAAAGGUGUUGUUGCUUUCAUCGAAGGCGGUACAGAUAUCAAUACGCCAAGGGAUAUUCCACUCAUGCAAAGCAUCGGCGAGGGCCGGAUAAGUCAGACUACGCAUUACCUUAUAUACUGUGGAGCUGACCCGAACCUUUCAGAUCCCGCGGCUCACAACUCAUGGCACAGUAUUUGGGACGCCGUUUUUGAUUCGUCCGACUACCAGCCAAAAAGCUGGAUAUACAUGCAAAUUGAAGGGGUCUUAACACAUAUGCUUCUACACAACGCGGACCUCUUCACCUUCUUCGCCACUGACACUAACUAUAUGUUUCGUGGUGUACGUUGUGAGCGGUGGUACGACUCUGUCGCUCAAAUACGCGCUUCCGAAGUAGCGAGAGCCUGGAGUUACCCUACCAAAUAUGGAGACCGUUGGUGUUCAGGGUUGGGCUGGUGGCCCCCAUCUGAUGUAAGAACAGGCUUUGAAUCAUGCUUCGAGCGUCUAGAAGAGAGUAGAUCACUUGAGAGUGCGGCCAGAUGGCUACCUGGGGGUUUAAUAUACCCGUCUUCACCGAAAAGCGUCCACGAGCCAGCGAUCGGAAGGCUUGAUCCUGUCAACGGCUGUAAAGCAGACAACUAUGAAGAUAUGUUAGAUUCAGAUUUCUUCCAAAAUGCAACGAAUUUAUAUCGCCACAUUGACACGGAGGGAGGCCGUGUGCAACUUUCACGCUUCCUGCUUGUACGAGCACUCUGCGAUGCGCUCCAGCAUGUAGGUUACCGAGCAUAG